Linepithema humile (Argentine ant) is the source of this 471-nucleotide messenger RNA. It is a transcript of the gene ATPsynE, whose product is annotated as ATP synthase, subunit E. Gene Ontology annotation, biological process: proton motive force-driven ATP synthesis. Lineage: Eukaryota; Metazoa; Arthropoda; Insecta; Hymenoptera; Formicidae. The record is from RefSeq and is a predicted model, not a curated record. Gene Ontology annotation, molecular function: proton transmembrane transporter activity.
UUUAUCAUAUAUACGAGCCUUGCGAGACGUCUGCUUAUCCUCGAGCAAAAUGUCGACUGCCGAGUUGAAUCCGAGACCUUUGCGGGUUUCUCCUUUCAUCAAGUUCUGUCGUUGGAGUCUUCUUCUUACUGGAAUUGCAUAUGGUGCUUAUCAUCAAAGAAGACUCAGUAACAGGGAGAAUGCACGCAGAGAAGAAGAACUGAAACUUAAACCAAUACGCGAUGCCAAGUUAGCUGAAGAAAAGAGACUAGCUACAUUAGCGGAACAAAAGAUGUUCGAUGAAUUACUAAAUCCUAAAGCAACAUAAGAGAGCCUUAUUUGUUUGACAUUAGUGCAUAUGUUUAUGAAAUGUUUAUUGAUUUAUAUGUAUCUAUAAAACUAGUCGACGUACUGCUCCAACAUCAUUAUCACAUCUACAGAUAAUAAAUUCUGCAUUGUACAAAAAUAUUAAAUAAAGAUCUGUGGAAAUUA